Molecule: messenger RNA, 1013 nt
Organism: Ipomoea triloba (trilobed morning glory)
Lineage: Eukaryota; Viridiplantae; Streptophyta; Magnoliopsida; Solanales; Convolvulaceae
Product: protein LSM12 homolog
Exons: 5
Coding region: 66-602 (178 amino acids)
Source: RefSeq, a predicted model, not a curated record
GAGCUUUGAAAGACCUCAUAAGCAAGAGAAGAGAGAGAGAGAGAGAGAGAAGAGGGGUGGCGUCCAUGGAAGCUCACAGCAAUGAAGAUUUCGCGGUCGGGUGUAUACUCUCCAUCAAAACCACUUUCGGUGAAGAAUUUGAAGGCCAAGUGAUCACCUUUGACCGCCCCUCCAACAUCCUUGUUCUUCAAGAAGGAGGGAAUUCAGGGUCAGGACCAAAGAGGAAUUUACGGUUAUUGAAAGCUAAUUAUAUCAAGGAUUUUGCUCUCAUGGGCCAUGGAGAAGACCCACUUGAUGCCAACAAGUGUUUUCUCGAUCUGGAUACUCUAAAGGCUAGAGAGGAUUCUGCAAUCAGACAAGCAGAGUUGGAUGCAGAGAGAUUUGGGGUUGGUGUCACAGCUGAGGCUCAGAGUAUAUUUGAUGCUUUGGCUAAAACGCAUCCAGUGCGCUGGGACAAGACAGUCAUCGUUGUGAUGAAUGAGGUGCGUGUUAGCAGCCCCUACCUUCCCGAGUCUGUGAAGGGAGGUACCCCUGCUGCAAAUGAGAGGGUGCGGAAAGUGCUUGAAUUUGAGAGGAAGAGACUGCAAACUCGUAAUGCUUGACAGUGGCGCCUUUGAUCCCAUACUCCCUUCGUGGGAAUGCAUCAGAGGUCUUCCGGGGAAAUGCAUCAGAAUUCUAGCGUUCAUAUUUGUAAGAGAUUCCGGGUUUUAUAAUGCUAACUAAAACCCUCUCGUGCUCCCGAGUUCCACCCCCCUGCCGCCAUGCACCUUAUACCGACCCUUUUUCAUUUCAUCUUUUGCUGUACCGUUGCUUUCUGGAUGUGCCAAGAGACCAGUGUGUUCUGAAACGGCUAACAGGUCAUUCAGUUCUCUCUGUCAAUCCUCGACUUAACAUUAUGUUUCGUGUUUCGUAUCAAUGUUAUAAAGUAAUCAGUGCAGAUUUUGCAUAUUUUACCUCCCUUAGUACUUGUUACAUUCUCUUCUUUUAGAUUAAUUUCACUUUUUUUUUUGCCC